This is a messenger RNA of Nelumbo nucifera (sacred lotus), 3785 nucleotides long. RefSeq lists its product as uncharacterized. Lineage: Eukaryota; Viridiplantae; Streptophyta; Magnoliopsida; Proteales; Nelumbonaceae. Gene Ontology annotation, molecular function: protein binding. The record is from RefSeq and is a predicted model, not a curated record.
AGUGAGAGAGAGAGAGAUCUACCAUUACCAACAUCGAAUCAAACAUCAAACAGCAUCAACUUCUACAAGCACACACAUACACACGAACGAAGGUACCUCCUGCUGCAUAGGGCUUCGUUCCUCUUCCUGUGACCUCUCUCCCUCCUUCCCUCUCUCUUUCUCUCUUUCUGGACUGGAGAGUGGAGACGACUCUCUUUCUCUUUCUCUUUCUCUUUCUCUUUAUCUCUCCCCCCGCUCGAUCUCUCUUUUGAAGCCUAACAUCAUCGGAUCUGAGAGAUCAUUGGGUUCGAAACUUUUUUUCUGGUUCAGCUUGUCGGAUCUCUCCGAAUUUCGAUUAGAUUUCCAUUUCUCUUUUGUCUUCUCUCUCUCGAGAACGAGGAAAAAAAAAGCGGAGAAAGGCAAGCACUGUGCGUAGUGGCGCUGUCUUCCAGAGUGAGCGGGUGCGAGGUCAUAGACCUCAAAUCUACCAACUUCAAGAACUUGAACCGUUGUUUUAUUAUACGAGGGAGAAGGCGAGUUGAAGCGAUUGUUGAGUGUGUGGGGGAGCGGGGAGAGCAUUCGCAUUCGUAUGGGAAUGCGAAUGCCCGAACGAUGAGCUACGCUGGAGACGAGGAAGAAGAGGAGGAGUGCUUCUACGAGUCGCUUGAUCGGAUACUCUCUUCCUCCCACUCUUCCUCUUCGUCUUCCGCCGCCGUCUCCGACGACGACGACCCUUCCAAUUCCCCCAAUUAUGCCUCCGACCAUCCCCCCGUUCUCAAAUUCCCCAUGGCCCUCACCAAGUACGACGUUUGGAUUGCCGAACCUUCCUCCAUCGAAGAACGCCGCAAGCGUCUCCUCCGUGAGAUGGGCCUUAGCGGCGACCGGUUGCUCUCCCGCUUAAAAUCCUCCAACGAGUCCAAUAAUUCCAGCGGCCGUACCAGGGAACCGGAGUUGUUCGGGAGAUCCGUCUCCGCCGAUCCUUUACGAACUCAACAUCAGCCAGGCUCCUCCUCUCUCGACAAUUCCAAUUCGAGCAUUGUUCGAUCCAAGUCUGACGGUGCCGUCGAUUGUACCUCCUCUUGCCGUCCACCUGACGAUCACCGUAACUCCUCCACUUCUUAUUCUACUACAAUUCAUUCAAUUCAUUCGAUUCAGUGGGUCGGGGACUCCGCUCCCCUUGUACAUAAUCACCUUCUUUCUAAAUCCCGGAGCAACGGAAGUAAUGGAUCCCCGACUGCCAAUGUUGCCCCUCUCAAUAAGCCUCCCACUGGGAAACUGUCUCGGAGGGGGGAAGACGUUAGAAAUGAUCCAACGAAUGUCAACCCUAGCCCUAACUCCUAUCCCUCGACUCCUGUGCUGGUGAAUGCCGGCAACAGUGGUGGAGAAUUUGACGAUGAUUCGGAUUGUAACGGAAUCGUUAGGGCCACUGACCAGCUCUGUACAAUUAAGAAUCUGGACAACGGAAAGGAAUUUAUAGUGAAUGAAUUCAGUGAGGAUGGCAUGUGGAACAAGCUUAGGGAAGUCGGGACUGGCAGGCAACUAACUAAGGAGGAAUUUGAUAUGUAUGUUGGGCAUUCUCCUAUUGUUCAGGAACUGAUGCGGAGGCAGAAUGUAGAAGAAUUGAGUGCUAAGAAUGAUAAUCUGGACGUGAAUGGGAUUAGCAAUGUUGGCAGUGGAUCAAAGUCAAAGAAGAAAGGAAGCUGGUUCAAGAGCAUAAGGAAUGUUGCCAGUACUGUGACUGGUCAAAGGGAGAGGCGAAGCAGUGAUGAGAGGGAUACCUCGUCGGAGAAGGGUGGGAGGAGGUCAAGCUCUGCCACAGAUGACAGCCAGGAUGUUACAUUUCAUGGCCCCGAGAGGGUUAGGGUUAGGCAGUAUGGAAAGUCUUGCAAGGAGCUCACGGCACUCUACAAGAGUCAAGAAAUACAAGCCCAUAGUGGAUCUAUCUGGAGCAUCAAAUUCAGCUUGGAUGGACGAUAUCUUGCAAGUGCUGGCGAGGAUUGUGUCGUUCAUGUCUGGCAGGUUAUGGAAUCAGAACGAAAGGGUGAUUUAUUGCUGGAGAAACCUGAAGACGGGAUUUUAAAUCCAUUUAUAUUGGUCAAUGGGUCACCUGAACCGGCAAUGGUAUCGCCCAGCAUGGAUAACCAUUUGGAGAAGAAAAGAAGGGGAAGAACAUCCAUUAGCCGGAAAUCCAUAAGCUUGGACCAUGUUGUGGUUCCAGAGACUGUGUUUGCACUUUCAGAAAGGCCCAUUUGCUCCUUCAGAGGACAUCUUGAUGAUGUGCUUGACCUCUCAUGGUCCAAAUCACAGUACUUGCUCUCAUCUUCAAUGGACAAAACAGUACGCCUGUGGCAUAUGUCUAGCAACUCUUGCUUGAAAAUGUUCUCACACAGUGAUUAUGUGACUUGCAUCCAAUUUAAUCCUGUAGACGAUAGAUUUUUCAUUAGUGGAUCGCUAGAUAAUAAGGUUCGCAUGUGGAGUAUUCCAGAUCGUCAAGUUGUUGAUUGGAAAGAUCUACAUGAGAUGGUCACUGCUGCUUGCUAUACACCUGAUGGCCAGGGUGCAUUAGUUGGUUCACACAAGGGGAGCUGCCACCGGUAUAACACAUCUGAAAAUAAAUUGCAUGGUGACUGUACAAUCGAUCUACAGAACAAGAAAAAGAAAUCUCAUCUCAAAAAGAUCACUGGUUUCCAGUUUGUGCCAGGGAGUUCCUCAGAAGUGCUUAUUACAUCUGCAGAUUCACGAAUCCGGGUUGUUGAUGAUAAGGAAUUAGUUCACAAAUUCAAAGGGUUUCGCAAUACAAGCAGUCAAAUCUCAGCCUCAUUGACAGCAGAUGGGAAUUAUGUAGUAUGUGCCAGUGAGGACUCUUAUGUGUAUGUGUGGAAAUACGAAUGUGGUUCCAGACCAAGCCGAAGCAAAUGUGUGACUGUCACACACUGUUAUGAGCAUUUCCAUUGUCAGGGUGUAUCAGUGGCCAUCCCUUGGCCUGGCAUGGAUGGCACCAGUGAUAUGCAGGAUACUUACAGCGGGGAACACAAUGAUCUUGAUGGCAACCUUGAUGAAGUCCCUACAGCCAAUCAUCCACCUUCACCUGUCAAAGAGGAAAAUGGGAGUGAGGGUUUAUUGCCUGCAUAUGGAUGCAUCAACAGCCCAUUACACGGUAUCAUUUCCAGCUCCAACAGCAGUUACUUCUUUGAUAGGAUGUCAGCAACCUGGCCUGAAGAAAGGCUGCUUUUGGCAGCUAAGAACCAGAGCCCUCGUAACAGCUUCGAUCUCUCCAAUGGUGUGAUGCAAGGUAGGGCAGCUUGGGGUAUGGUCAUUGUGACAGCAGGCCAUAGAGGUGAAAUCAAAACAUUCCAAAAUUUCGGACUGCCUGUCCGAAUCUAAGGCACCUCAAGAAAUUGGAUGCAGCCUAGGUAACUUGGCUACAUAUACGUAUGAUAGAUACAACCAUGUAACCAAGUUGUCAAGAGGAGGAAAAAUGGUUGUUUUUCUUUUUGUGUAUAGAAAGAAAUAUAUGGUGAGGAUUGUAAUAUUUGGGAGUGUUGCCAUCCCUUGCUUCCAUGUUCUCGUGUUUGCUGGAUGUGGGAAGAGAGAGAGAGAGAGAAAGAGGGCACGGAGCCGGGGAGGAAUAAAUAGAUAGGCUUUGUCAAAGAAAAAGGCAAAAAAAGCCACACAAUGGAUUUUAGGAGUUAUCCCAAGGAUUAGUGCAAAAUGGGAUAUUUGUAGAGUCAAAGAGCAUGGGGAAAGAGGAUCUUGGAUUUCAAAGAAUUCUUUUUUUUCCAACAAGUAAAGAAGUUGAAGUUGCA